Molecule: messenger RNA, 153 nt
Organism: Trametes versicolor FP-101664 SS1
Lineage: Eukaryota; Fungi; Basidiomycota; Agaricomycetes; Polyporales; Polyporaceae
Exons: 2
Source: RefSeq, a predicted model, not a curated record
GUUAGCCCGUGUGCAGAGGCAUCAAAGGCGUCGAUGGACUGUAUGAACCACAACGACUAUGACAGGGACCAGUGCCUCGACUACUUCCAGGCGUACCGGGACUGCAAGAAAGCAUGGCAAACGCAACUGAAGGCGGACCGUCGCGCAGGCAAG